Molecule: messenger RNA, 3728 nt
Organism: Oncorhynchus mykiss (rainbow trout)
Lineage: Eukaryota; Metazoa; Chordata; Actinopteri; Salmoniformes; Salmonidae
Product: zinc finger protein 711
Biological process (GO): regulation of transcription by RNA polymerase II
Cellular component (GO): nucleus
Molecular function (GO): metal ion binding; RNA polymerase II cis-regulatory region sequence-specific DNA binding; DNA-binding transcription activator activity, RNA polymerase II-specific
Source: RefSeq, a predicted model, not a curated record
GCACGACCUGAAUAUAAAUCUGUAUAUAACUGCAUUCAUGUUUCAUUUUUUUCUUCUCUCCAUUUCACUUGUUUUAUUUCUUAUCUAUUUUACUAUAUCUAUUGUGCAUUAUAGGAAAAGAGCUCACAAGUUAUGCACUGUACUGUUUUACACAUACUUUAUUCUGUGCAUGUGACAAAAAUUUUAACAAUUUAUACCACGUUUCAGUUGAAAACUCAGAAUUUAACACUUAGAGAACAGUUACAGUAUUGGGCCUAGGAGCUCUAACUUCAGAUAGUCAUAGCAAUUUGUUGCAAAGUAAAUGAGCAGUUGUGGUAUACACUGCACUUCCACCUAUUAGUUAGUUCAUACAAACAUGUUUAAGAUUUCUAAACUUUACAAUAGUUACAUGACGUAGUUGUAGAGACAGGGACCAGCAGUUUUGGAAAAAAUAUUGAAGACUGAGCGCAGUCUACUCCCCCACCGCCCCCACCCUUCCGAGCUAUUAGGGAGCUACGUGAUUGGUCCAGGCCUGAAAACAGCCUUAAGGAUCUAGAAUGUUGUACAGGCCUCUCAUUUGCACCAUGAGAAAUAUAACCUAAUUUAACAAGAAGACUACAGAAAGACUGUUUGAACCCGAAAAGUGUCAUUUAAAAAAGACACCAGUGACUUGAUUUGACAGGAUACAAAUAGAAUGGACCGUGGUGGAGGGGUCUUGAACUUUCAGAUGCAGAACUCAAAGAUGCAACACACAAUGAUAAUGCAAGAUUUUGUGGCAGGUAUGGGUGGCAUGGCUCACAUCGACGGUGACCACAUUGUGGUGUCUGUGCCAGAGGCGGUGCUGGUGUCAGAUGUGGUGACUGAUGAGGAGGGCAUCACAUUUGAGCAUGACCUGGGCUCAGAGGUUGUAGAGGGGCCAGACAUCUGCUGCAGUGACGACCCUGACGGCAUGAUCAUGACUGAGUCGGUCCUGGGGGCCGAGGUGGCCAUCGAUGAGGUGCUGGGCUCAGACCACCAUCAACAUGUGCUGACAGCAGAGCUCAUAGAGGAAUCUGACAGUGUUCCUGACCGGGUGUUUGAGAUGGUCACGGAGGAGAUCAUGGUCUCUAACUGCAACUCAGAGACAUAUGUGGAGGAGAUGGAAGACUCUGCAGUCACCAUCGAGGAGCAGGACAAUGAGGAUGAGGGGAGUGUCUCUGAGGACUACCUGGUGAUCUCCUUGGAUGAUGUUGAGGAGAAGUUGGACAUGGAGGACACGCCCCUUAAGAUGGGUUCUGAGGUGAUGCCUGAGGAGGAUGGCUCCAAAGAGGGCGACUACGACUCUGAGUGCAUCAAAGUCUACAUCUUCAAGGCAGAGGCUGAUGAUGAUGUUAACAUAGGUGGCACAGAGAUUGUAGCUGAGAGUGACUUCCACAACGGCCACACAGUGCUGGAGACUGGGGGCAUUGGCAAGCUGUCUCGAGAGAAGAUGGUCUACAUGGCAGUGAAAGACCCUUCCCAGGAGGAUUCAGAGAUCAACUGUGCUGAGAUGGCAAAUGAGGUGUACAUGGAGGUGAUAGUGGGAGAGGAGGAUGCCCCUGCCAUUCAGGACUCCCUGGAAGACUCCAGCCAUAAUAAGAACUUUGGCACUAUAGCCUGGGCUGCAGCUUAUGGUAACAGUCUGGACUCCAGGCUGGAGAACAAGAACAACACAGGUACACAUUACCUGAAGAUCAGCGACAGCCUGAGUACAAGUAGAGCUCUCAAACAGAAUAUCAAGAAAAAGAAGAAGGGAGAGACACGUCAGUGUCAGACAGCUGUGAUCAUUGGUCCAGAUGGCCAACCUCUGACUGUGUACCCCUGUCACAUCUGCGGGAAAAAGUUCAGAUCACGAGGCUUCCUGAAAAUCCACAUGAAGAACCACCCGGACCACAUGUUCAAGAAGAAGUACCAGUGCACAGACUGUGACUUUACCACCAACAAGAAGGUCAAUUUCCACAACCACCUGGAGGGCCACAAGCUCAUAGUGAAGAGUGACAGGGUACCAGAGUUCACUGAGUUCACGCGGCGUUACUGUGUGGAGAGCCCCCUCAGCUCCAACAAGCUCAUCCUGCGUGACCAGGAACCCAAGCUGCACCACUGUAAGUACUGUGACUAUGAGACAGCCGAGCAGGGUCUGCUCAACCGCCACCUGCUGGCUGUGCACAGCAAGAGCUUUGCCCACGUAUGUGUGGAAUGUGCUAAGGGUUUCCGCCACCCCUCAGAGCUCAAGAAGCACAUGAGGACCCACACAGGUGAGAAGCCUUACCACUGCCAGCACUGUGAGUUCCGCUGUGCCGACCAGUCCAACCUGAAGACCCACAUAAAGAGUAAGCACGGUGCUGAGCUGCCCUUCAAGUGUGGACACUGCCCCCAGGCCUUCCCUGACGAGCGGGAGCUGCAGAGGCACAUGGAGAUCUUCCAGGGCCACAAGACGCACCAGUGUCCGCACUGCGAGCACAAGAGCACCAACUCCAGUGACCUGAAGCGCCACAUUAUCUCUGUGCACACCAAAGACUUCCCUCACAAGUGUGAUGUGUGUGAGAAGGGCUUCCACCGGCCUUCGGAGCUCAAAAAACAUGCAGAGACUCACAAAGGUGCCAGGCUGCACCAGUGCCGCCACUGUGACUUCAAGACGCCAGACCCGUUCAUACUCAGCCGCCACAUCCUGUCCGUCCACACCAAAGACUUGCCAUUCAAGUGCAAGCGCUGUCGACGGGGCUUCAGGCAUCAGCUGGAACUGAAGAAGCACAUGAAGACCCACAGUGGACGGAAAGUGUACCAGUGCCAGUACUGUGAGUACAGCUCCUCUGACGCUUCUGGUUUCAAACGGCACGUCAUAUCCAUCCACACCAAGGACUAUCCCCACCGCUGUGACUACUGCACUAAAGGCUUCCGUAGGCCCUCUGAAAAGAGCCAGCACAUUGCGCGGCAUCACAAGGACAUUUUAAUGUAGAGUUCCACUUCACACACCCUUUCCCAUAUUCAGUACAAUCCUAUUCUCACUCACUAUAGAGCAGGGAAAUACAAAGGUUUCAAUGUGGUAAAGGAUGACAAUUGUCACAUUUUCUUACAACUUUAUUAGUUAUUUAUUAACCUUAUCCUCACAUCACCAUUAGUACUCAAACCUAGGGUGCUAUUCAAACAAACUUUGUCAGGCAAGUCCUGAACAUUGCUGAAAGCACAUUUUUUCAGUAGUAUGCUUGUGCAUGCCUGGAUUGUAUGAAUAGCACAACACUUGUUAUAUGCAGUAUCAGUGCUAAGAUAAAUUGAUUUGAACUAAUGCCAUGUUUGAUUGACUGCUGACUAUUCUCAUUUUGACCUUGGGAUAACUGUUCUCUGACAAGUCAUUGUAUAAUUUUUAGUACUGUUUCUGCUAGCAAUAAAUUGUGAAAAUAAUGCAUUUUAAAGACCCAGUUAUAAUUGCAAAUGUAAACAGUCGUCUGUGUCAGUUUUCUCUGUAUUCAAAGGGAUGGAAAGGGGAUGUGGACGACUCGGCUUUGUACUCGUAUGUGUCCAUUAUGCAUUGAAAUAAUCGCUUGUCAGACAAUCAGGGGUUUUCAAUUUUUCCCAUGUGUGCACUACUAAAAUUAUUUUGCUCAGAGCCAACAACAUCAUGUUCACUAUCAGGACUGUCUCUCAUGCAUCAGACAAAAUCAGUGUCAUCUAUUCUCAUGUCUCAACUGAAAUGUUAGGAGCUCCUUUAGUAAAUAAAGACAUCUCCUGAUAAA